UUUAAAUAACAAACAGGACUUUAUAUUUGAUCUAGAGAUAACAAGGACCCACUGGAGCUUAUUGAAUAGGAAAAUGACAUAGUCAGACUUACAUUUAGGAAAAUCACUUUGGUAGCUGAGUAGAAGAUGGAUUGGAAUGAGGAGAGACUCAAGGCAAAGAGAUACACCAAAAUGGUCAUAAGAGAUUGCAUCAAAGGGGCAGGCAGUUACAUGAUAAAGGGAAUGGGGCUUAUCUAAGAGAUUCUAAUAAGGUAGAAAUGACAAAAUUUUGCAAUAGAAUUUGUGUGUUGAAUGAGUGCAAGCGAGGAGUCCAGAAUGAUUCUAAGAUUGGGAGUCUGGGUCUUUGGGAAAGUAGUGGUACCCUUCACAGUAUUAGAAAAGUUCUAAAGAGGGGAGGGUUUAGACUUGCUAAGUUUGAAAUUUCCCCCAUUUACAGAUGAACUAAAGUCUGGUUAAGUGAUAAAGGAUCACACAGCCAGGAAGUGUCUAAGGCCAUACUUGAACUCAGAUCUUCCUAACUCCAGGUCAGUGCACUCUCCAAGACACUGGUUGUGGAACUUGAAAUAUUCUUGUUUCAUACAGCAGUUUGUCAAAAGCUUCAAUUCCUUCCUGCCCACUCUCAUGCCUCCCCUCACUGCUUAGUGAACACUCAUUUCACAUGAUGUUCCCACACUCCUAAGACAUAAAAAAAGGGUUACAAGUUUAUAUAGCUCCUUAUGGUUGAUGAAAUGUGUUCUAGAUGGAGAGAUUAAAUAAAACCACAUAAAACAACAUAGUAUUAUUCCAACUUUGUCAAUGAGGAAACUAAAGCAAGAGGUUGUACUUGGGCAAAUCAGAACUUUUGUGGCGUGGAAAAGAACUUGAAAUUAAAGGAAAGCCAAUUAGUUGGGGAAUGGAUAAACAAAUUAUGGUAAAUGAAUGGAGUUAGAUACUGUGCCAUAAGAAAUGAAGAAAAGGAAAAUGGCAGAGUACAGGCCAGAACCCAACUGAACCCUUCCAACAUUCCCUUCCAAACAACUCUAAAAUAACACCUCAAGUCAAAUUUUGGAACAGCAGAGGCAAUAAAAGAUCAAAGUGAGAUAUUUUUCAAGGACUUAGCAGGUCCUCAGAAGAUGUCUGUAACACAAGGGUGGAGGCAGACCCAGAGUAUGGCAGGAGCACCAGAGGUGGGCCUUUGAGGCAGCCUUGAUAGGAGCCGCAGGUUAAGGAGCUCUCAAUCCAGAAGUAGUAAGGGGAUCAGACAACUAGUCAGAAAGAUAUUACACGGGAUAGCUGGGUGGCUCAGUGGAUUGAAAGGCAGGCCUAGAGAUGGGAGGUCCUGGGUUCAAAUCUGUCCUCAGACACUUCCUCGUUGUGUGACCCUGGGCAAGUCACUUAAUCCUCAUUGCCUAGCCAUUAUGGCUCGUCUGCCUUACAGUAGUGAUAGAAAGAAAGGAAGGAAGGAAGGAAGGAAGGAAGAAAGAAAGAAGAAAAGGAACAAGGAGUUUACAUUUUGUUGAAGGCAUAACCUCAGAGACUUUGAUAAUCAUUUUUGUGAGUCAGUUAAUAUAUUCUCAUUCCAAUCACACUGAAGUGAAGCAAUGUUUUCAAUGAACCAAAUUUGCCACCCAGAAAGACAGAAUUAAAGAAGUCUGGUAAAUAUGAAUCUAAUUCAAUUUAACGCAGGAAACGUAUAGUAAGCAGCUAUUAAGUUUUAAGAUAGGGCCCUUUUCUCCCUAAGCGGUGUGGAGGCCAGGCUACCUCAGGAAGAUCAAGGUCAGCUCACCCAACCAUUGUCAGUCCUCUGACCCGGUGUCAGAUGGGUGUGUCAAGUGAGCAAGAGACAGUGCUUCCCAACACUGGUUGUGCGUAAACACCCGGUUGGCAUGGUAACUGCCCGAGCCCGCUGCUGUCAAAUUGCUCUGAGAGUCCCCAGUGGCGGUAGCCCUGGAGCGAUGGGCAGGGGGACCGUGGCUCCUCCUCCUUUCCCUCCUAAGCCGCCUGCCCCGCAGGCCGAGGGGUGCCCUCUCCCCCUCCCCGGGGUUUCAGACCGGCAGCCUUCGCUCCGGCUGAGCUGAGGCAUGAAUGGUCUGGUCUCCGCAGAGCCCCAUGGAGGAGGAGCCGCCGCCGCCCACGCCCACGCCGCCCCCUCCCUCCUCCUCCAGAAUGGCCCUGCUGAGCAACCUGACGAGCUUGGGCGUCGCUCGCGGCGGGGGCAACCUGCGCCCAGAGGAAGCCCUGGGCUCGGGCGCCUCGGCGGGCGUAGGGCGGGGCGCGAGCUUCCACGCGGCCGUGAUCUCCUUCACCACCGUGGCGGCCGUGGCGGCAGAGGCGCGGGCGAGCCGGGGCGGCGGCGGCGGCAGCGGCCUGGCUGGGGCCGAGAAGGCCGGGACGGGCAGCACCAUCCACAGCAACAGCAGCAUUCCCAGCAGCGGCAGCAUCCACAUCAGCAGCAUCCCCAGCGGGGAUCCCGUCCCGGCGGGGGCGGGGGCGAAGCGGCUGCUGCUGGAGCCCUGGGUGGCCGUGGCGGUGCAGGCGCUCGUGUUGCUGCUCAUCUUCCUGCUCUCCAGCCUGGGCAACUGCGCCGUGAUGGGGGUGAUCGUGAAGCACCGGCAGCUCCGAACCGUGACCAACGCCUUCAUCCUGUCGCUGUCCCUGUCUGACCUGCUCACCGCCCUGCUUUGCCUGCCCGCCGCUUUCCUGGCUCUCUUCACUCGCCCCGGCGGCGGCUCCAACGGGCCCCCAAUCGCCCGACCCUGGCAGCGCUUCUGCACCGCCAGCCGAUUCUUCGGCUCCUGCUUCGGCAUCGUGUCCAUCUUGACGAUGACCCUCAUCUCUCUGGACCGCUACUACGCCAUCGUGAGGCACCCGGGAGAGAAGAUAGGCUGGCACAGGGCCCUGCAGUUCUUAGUUGCCGUUUGGCUCGUGGCAGUGGGUAUCUCUUUUCCCUGGGAUUUGAUAUGGGACUUCAAGGGGAAUUGGGACGGGGAUGCUCAGGUGGGUUCAAGGCAGAGUUUCCACCGCUGUCUAUAUGUGUCUUACCCAUCUCGCCUGGGUCCCACCUACAACAUCUGGCUGAUCGUGACCUGUUACCUGUUUCCCUUUGGGAUCAUGUGCUUCUGUCUCUGCCGGAUUUGCCGGACCGUGAGAUUGUCGGAAAUUAGAGUUCGGCCGGUAACAACCAACGCCCACCUGGUGCGCUUUUACAGCGAAAUGCGCACGGCAACCACCGUGCUCAUCAUGAUCAUUUUCAUUAUUAUAUGCUGGGGACCCUACUGUCUCCUGGUACUAUUCACAUCUGCAGCCGGGGCUAUGGAUGCCCAGAGACCCCCAUUUCACCCAGGACUGGAUACCGCGGUCAUAUGGAUGACCUGGGCAAAUGGGGCCAUAAACCCUCUUAUCUAUGCAGUUCGUAACCCCAAUAUUUACAUACUGCUGAGGCACAAACGGGAGGAGGGCUACCGGACUAGAAAUGUAGCUACCUACUUGUCAAGCCACCGCCGAAAUCUGGAGUCCAGAAGUUUCGCUAACCGUCUCAGAGAACGCUAUGCCCACAGGCUCGGCGUGUGUGGUAGAAUGUCUUCUAGUUCUAAUGGAGAAGGAGGAGGGGAUGUGGCCAUGUGGGCUUGUAGAAAUCCAGCCCUACUCUUCUGCCGAGAUGGGCUACCAGACACCGCAUCUGAAGUAGCCAUGCAGAGUAAAACAGCAGACACUAGUCUCUAAAACAAGAGUGAGUGCAUGGAUGGAACCAAACGCUACCAAAAGAGUGCUCCAUCCUUUACAUUUUAGGGCUAGGAGAAUUCCAUUGAGAAUUACUGGAGUUCCUGAGAACCAAACAUUUUAUACUGAAAGAAAUCAAGAGUGGGGAGGGCUUGCCAUUUCCAGAAAGGCUGAUUAAAAAACAAAAAACAGAAAAAAAAAUUAUCCGUUUCUGCAAAAGUGCCGAGACUAAUGCAAAAUGCAAAUAAUUAAGCCAACGUGACUAACCAUUGUGAACUGUAAGUGCCAAAAAAAAAAGACCAAAACCAAAUACCAGACCACCUAAAGCCCAUAUGUAUAGGAAUCACACUGUGAAAACAAUAAUACAAUGUCUAUUAUUAUUUAUUCAAAUGCACAAAAGUUCUCCAGCUAGGAGAUGUAAAAUUAAAUACUUUUGAUCAACUUGUA
Molecule: messenger RNA, 4146 nt
Organism: Monodelphis domestica (gray short-tailed opossum)
Lineage: Eukaryota; Metazoa; Chordata; Mammalia; Didelphimorphia; Didelphidae
Gene: GPR135
Product: G protein-coupled receptor 135
Biological process (GO): G protein-coupled receptor signaling pathway
Cellular component (GO): membrane
Molecular function (GO): G protein-coupled receptor activity
Source: RefSeq, a predicted model, not a curated record